AUGAAGUGGUUUAGUUCUUCUCUUACUCUUGCGCUCAUCGCGCCUUCUCAGGCUGCCCUCCGCUUCGGAUGUUCAACAAUCAGUAUCCAACGUCUUGAUCCUCUUGUGGAACCGGGAAAGAUCCCUUCUGCACAUGUCCAUCAGAUCGUUGGUGGAAAUGCUUUCAACGCUACAAUGCCAUCAACCGAUGUUGGCGACCAUGCUGAUUGUACAACGUGCGUCUUUUCGGAGGACUUUUCUAAUUACUGGACCGCAACGAUGUACUUCAAAGCUCGUAAUGGGACAUACAGUAAGUUCUUGAUCCAAAGAAAAGUAAAAUUACAAUAGAAGGUUACUCAACUCCGACUAGAACGGGUUCCGAUCAUUGCGAACGCGCAACUCACCAAUGGUAUCAAGGGUGGAAUGACGAUUUAUUAUACACAACAGGAUUUCAACUCCAAUGGGAAGCAGAAGAUUACUGCUUUUCCACCUGUGAGUCUACGAAAUCCCUUUGAUUUUAUGAGCUAAUAAGUCCAGGGAUUCCGAAUGACCGUCGGCAGCCCUACCACAAACAACAGAGCUGAUGCAGUCAAAAACACAGGGCUCAGAUACACCUGUUUGGACACAAUAUUGACCAGAGGGGCCGAGACUCCGGACUUCCCCUCCAAGCCAUGCAAAGCUGGUAUCAUGGCAAUCCAUCACUUCCCAGCGUAAGCCAUUCCAAUACCUCAACCAUAAACGCCACAUUAGCUAACAAAACCCCAAGAUGCUGGAACGGAAAAGACGUAGACUCCCCCGACCACCAAAGCCACAUGUACAACACAGGCAAAGGCGGUUUCCAAGUCGCCGGCGCCUGCCCUUCCAGCCACCCCGUCCGAAUGCCACAGCUGGCAUACGAAACCAUCUGGGACACCACCGGCUUCAACGACAAAUCCUUAUGGCCAGCUGACGGCUCCCAGCCUUUUGUCUGGAGUACGGGUGAGACGAAGGGAUACUCCACGCAUGGUGAUUAUGUUUUUGGGUGGAAGGGAGAUAGUCUCCAACGCGCGAUGGAUAAUUCUUGUAUGUUUCAGAAUUGUGAGAAUGGGAGGCCGUUGAAGAGUCAGACUGCCGAGGCGAUGAAUAAGUGUGCGGUUAAGAAUUGGAUUCCUGAUGAGAAGGUUGAUGGUUGUGAGUUCCCUGUCUGUCUGUUCUUUGGAGAUGGGAUUGUGCUAAUGAGAUUUUGAUAGGGCUUAUGGAGCUUCCUGGUAACCCAAUGCCUAUGUGAUUAUGGAAUAUUGGAUUGGAGAGGUCGUUUUGUAUAGGCUCGAUGCAUAUGGGGUUACAUACGCAUUCGCUAAUCAGUUUUCGUUGGUGGACUAGGACUCUGUGUGUAAGAUGUUAUUUCGAUUAGCUUCUUGUUCGUCCACCUAGUCUUUAAUAUAAUUUGCGUCGAUUUGAGAAGCAGCUCGGUCGCCUGGAUGAGAUGAGUGCCGUACUCGAGUGCCAUUCAAAGUAACUUGAUAGCUCUUAGUAGCGAACCAAGAAUUAAGUAAACGAUGAAGCAUUGAGUGGAAGGGCCAAUCUAUAUCUCUGCCAAUCCACACACCCUGUUGUUAUUUACCAACCUCGUCCCAACCCACAGACAUGGGUUCUGGUGGGGCAGUGAUCAGGGGUGGUGAAAACGCUGCCAUCAAAGAGCGGCAAGAUUCUAAAAGUAAUAAGUCUGCCUUCACAAUAAUCACAACCAAUCCAAUUGCCAAAGUCAAAAACUCGGCAAUAAUGACAUCGAUACUUCGCAUCAUUUUCAGGUUUUCAACUGUCUUAAUACCAACACUGGCCACUCUCUACAUCACCCUUCUCGGAUGUCUCACAACACCAACCUUCCAAUCACACGUAGUCUAUCUCCACAAGAUACAAACAACAUGGUUCAAAGACUUCGACAUCCCCGAACAAUUCGGCUUCUUAUACAACUAAGUUACCCCUUUCUGGAUAAAAUCCUCUGAGAGCAGGUGUUUAUAUGCCUGGCACCUCUUGCCCAUCGAAUUAUAUCGUAGAGACGAGACCGAUUUGAUUUCAGAAUCCUCUGGUAUAGCCUCCAAUUUCGAGUCUCGUCUUGCCUUCAAGCUGCUUCGAGAUGACCCCGAGGCGCGACUUAUCAUCCAUUUCCACGGCGCGGCUGGCACGGUGGGAUCAGGCUAUCGAACAUCGAAUUAUCGUGCGCUCUCAGCGGGUUCACCGGGGAUGAUUCAUGUCUUGACGUUUGACUAUCGGGGGUUUGGUAAAAGCGAUGGUGUUCCUUCGGAAAGUGGACUUAUCCUGGAUGCCCUUUCAGUCAUGGAUUGGGCGAUGGAUAUAGCUGGUAUCCCACCCUCUCGCAUCCUGAUAUUUGGCCAAUCUCUAGGAACAGCAGUUAGUCUAGCCGUAGCGGACCACUUUGCUGCUCAAUCACCACCGGUGAAUCUCGCAGGUAUUAUCUUGGUCGCGCCUUUUGUCGAUGUAGGAACACUGGUUGCCACUUACCGCGUAGCGGGCCUCAUUCCGAUUCUCUCUCCGAUUGCAAGGUUUCCCUCGUUAUUCGGAUAUCUCAGGACGUUUAUCCGGGAUUCAUGGUUGAGUAGGGAUAGGAUUGUCUCUUAUAUCAAGGCUGCUGAAAAGAGUAAUGUGCCUUAUCGAAUCACGAUCAUUCAUGCUGAGGAUGAUUAUGAUGUUCCUUGUUAUCACUCGCAGACACUGUUUUGGCAUGCGGUUAAUGCUACACUGUCGGGUGGGAUGGGUAAAGAAGGGUUUGAGAUGAGGAAAGAUGGGUUGAGGAUGAGCUUGGGCUCUGCUGGGACUGUGGUGGAAUGGCGAGCUGGGAAUGGUGUUUUGAAGGAGGAGAUUUUGAAGUAUGGGCUUCAUGAUGUUGUUAUGGGGAAUACGGUUAUUACGAUGGCUGUUAUGCGUAUUAUAAGUGGUGUGGAUGUAACUUUGAGGAGGGGGCUGAAAUGA
Messenger RNA from Hymenoscyphus albidus, 2949 nucleotides. The record is from the annotation of a GenBank genome assembly. NCBI's taxonomy places the organism in Eukaryota, Fungi, Ascomycota, Leotiomycetes, Helotiales, Helotiaceae.